AGUAGCGCCACCAUCGCCGCCGCCGUCGGAGCAACGACUGCCGACUUCGCGUCACCAGUCGCGUACAACAUGCGUCUCGAGGCGGAAUUGUCGCUCUGCUCAGACGCGGAGGAUGUUGUGAACAGCGCGCCGGCCAAGUUCCCGGACACGACGGAGCGAAAAUCGUUGGACUAUCACACCGACGAGAACGAGGACGCAGCGUCGAGAACGUCGGACGGCGGCAAACUGUCGAGAACGAGAAUGAGUGAGACUAACGAGAACGAGAUUCGCGCCGUUGUAACCGGACGUGGAAUGGAUUUGUUCGGCGGUCAGAAGAUCAAUCCGUCCAAGGAACGUGUCGCUCUGCCGAGUCGCGCGUCCAACGAAGACGCGAUGGAGAGCGACAGUUCCGAGGAGCUGCAGUACGGUCCGGGGAUUGUAAACAAGCUCAAGAGUAAGUACCUUAACCUCACUCUGCGCGAGACGAAUAAGAGUCGCGUGUCGGUGCAGCGGUUUCGACGUGCGGCCAGUCUCGAGGAUCUGCUGGACCGCGACGACGAGGAAGCGCCCGGUCACGAGAAGAAUGUCACCGGCAGGAAGUAUUCGAAACGGAGCGGCGGCGGCGUCGCGAACGCCGCCAAGACCGACAGGUAUCGGAACGCCUCCCGGGGCAACGACUCGAUGAAACGGGCGCGUAGCGUGGAAACCUUGAUGAGGUACAACAGCGUGACGACCGACGAGGCGGCAGCGCGUCAAGUUCCGGUCUCUCGACCGGCGACGAACGGUGUGCGCCAAGAGCCAGUUAACGAUCACAUCAUCCUCGUAGACCGCACAUCCGUGAAGAUCGAGAGUCGGUUGGGUGAGAUCGAUCGGCCGAAGCCCGUAAACAAACCCAAGAGAAUCAAACCGGUGCUGGCGGAAACGGAACGACCGCCGCAGGAUCUAGUCAAGACCACGAUGAGAAUUUUCGAGGUCUCAGCGAGGAGACUGAAGCCGAAAGGCGAGGUCGCCGCGAAGGUCGCCACUUUCAAGACCAUCAACGACACGCUCAAAGCGCAGAAGAAGCUGGUGCCAAAACCGCCGGUGCAGCCGAAGCCUUUCGUGAAUGGCGGUGCUCGCGCCGGAAUCGCUGCUUCCCCGAAGAAGAUCGUACUGCCGCAGAAACCGACCGCGGAGCUGAUCGAGACGCAAGAUGGCAAAGAAGAGUAUCACAUAGACGGCGUAAUCACAGAACCGAUCGUCCAAUCCGUGUCCUCGGUGGUGAGCAGGUUUCAGCAAAUCGAAAAGUCGCACUCGCCCUCGCCGUCGCCGGAACCCGCCGUAUACAAGCUCAGAUUUUCACCGGCGAACAGUCCGGAACCGCAGAGUUGCAAGUCCAAGUCCGCCGCUCUGGAGAUCAGCGUAAAAUCGCCACCGGUCACACCGGUGCUCUCGCCGAGAAUUCUGUCACCCAGAUUGCAAUCGCCGCCGUCGCCGGUGAAAGACGCAAUCAGACAAGGCUCCCAGAGUCCUUCCUCUCCCGUCAAGGACCCGAUUCGGAUUCAGAUUCCAAAUUCCCUUCACAAACCGCCACUGCCGAGUCCCCCGGUCAAGGAUUCCUCGAAGACGGAGCUUGAGUCGAUCAAAGUUCGUUUGUUGAUCGAGAAGGACUCGCCGAGAACGAAUGUAGAGCACACCUGGCAACCGGUACGAGUUCCGGAAUCAUUCGAAGAGCGAAAAGACGAGGAUGCGAGCCGCGUCGCGGUCGCCAACGAAGAGGACAGCGCCGAAAAGGAAACCGCAGAAGCGAAAACCAUAUCCAAGACCGCUCUGGAUAAUAUCAGCAAGGCCGGCAUAACGAUGCAGUUCAACUUUGGCGAUCAGCCGACGAGCGACAAGAGUUACUUGCCGGGUGCGAAGCACAACGGACAACAAAACUCGGCGGAGGACGAUCCUGGCGACAAGAUCGAGUCCGGCGCGUCGGAUGUUCGCGUGACGAGCUCCGAGGCGACGUGCAGAUUGCAGGAAAGACUGGAACCCGAAAAAGAGACGAAACUCGAGAGCGGCAAGGAGGAUGCCGAUCAGAAGCUGAUCGUACCGGAGACGAAACCUAUCGGCGCUAUUUGUAGUCUGAGUUUAAUCAAACCCGCAACGACGCAUUCGCAACAGAGCAACAACGAGACGAAAACGAUAAGAUCUCAGCAGAAGAACGAGUUCUCGCCGCCGCAGAAACAGAUCGGCAUCAUACGCCCGCUCGUGUCCACGAAGACGCAACAUCCGCAGCAGAAUCUGAGCAAUCGCGAGCUCGAGAAGAACCUGAUCAAUCGGGUGAAGAGCAUCGAGCAGCCGACCAAGGUGGUGGUGAGUCUGAAGAGUGCGGACGAGAUACAACCGGCGAAAAAGACGAGCGCGGGCAGCGGUCUCUGGGACACGAAGCCAUGGAAUCAGCAGAACAACACGAUGGUGUUCAACUUCAGUAAUCGGAAGGACGUGCCGGAUUACAUAGAAAACGACGGUCUUAUCAUCAGAAGAAAGCGGGAGAAGCCAAAGACGGUUGGCGACGGCGGUAUUAUAGUGCUCGAUGCUACUUUGGACGCGUCUACGACCGACGAUGCCGAGUGGGAGAUCUCCGGGGGUCCGCCGUCACCCUGCGAUGUGUCGUUUCUCAACGACAAUGUCCUCAUCAACGGACGCAGCAACCUCUCGAGGACGCCACGAAAUCACAAGCAUCGAAUACAGUUCGACGACACGGCAACCCGUACUUUCGAAUAUCCUAGUGAAGCGUCGAUACUCGAAGGCGAGACCAGCAGCGUGGACGGCGAGACUUCUAGUUCUGUCGAGAAACAGCAACAGUCCGCGUUAAACAACAAAACCUCGUCUACCGUCUCGUCGACGACAAGCAUGCCGUCCCUUCUCGGCGGAGGUGGAUUAGCUAGUUACACACCCAGCAAGGUGGAUCUGACGUCGGAAGGCUUUGAACUCGGCAUUACCAGAGCUGUGUCGACCACGGCUCCUGUGGCAGGAACCGCGUCGUCCGGACAAACCGAGAGUUCGAGCGAAGUUGAAUAUUUGAGACCGGCUCAGGACGCAGGCGCUUGGGGCUCAGAAACGACCGGGGAUCUUCUUUAUUGAAGAAACGAAGAAGCAGGAUAUAUAUAUAUAUAUAUAUAUCCACAGAGAUUGAAGUAUUCGCAGCUCAAUGUGCUUUUUGCAAUAGAAUUAAGAAGAAAACGAAACCAAGACUUAUAAGGUUAAACAGAAUAUUUUUUUCCUAGCGGUAAACUCGCGAAAAGAAACGUAAAAGUAAAAUAAAAACAAUUCAACAUUUAUAUUGAAGUUUAAUAAAAAAAAAAAGUUCACGAAGAAUGCUCACAACUGCAAAUAAGGACAAAUUUUUCAUACAAAAGAUGAGCGUCGCGUUCGUGAUCGGACGAUAUGUCGGACCACAAAUUAUAUCGCAAAUUUUUUUUUUUUAAUUACACCGUAGAUGAAUUUUUUUCUUUCUCUAAACUCAAUAAAGAAAAUCAAAAGAACGAUCUCCGCUCAUGGACGCGCCGAUUGUGUUAAGAGCAAAGUUUAUUUAGACGAUUAAGUAAGAACUAACAGUAUCAUUCCAAGUAUAUGCAUUUACUUUGUAUUAUUAUUACGCUAUAUAUCGAAUAACUGGACUUUUCUUAGACAAUGAAUCGAAACUGCCAAGAUGUGCUAGUAUACUAAGUUUUUUGUAUCAGCUCUGAAGAGCUUAGCGACUGAUGUCCUGUUGCGAGUUAUAAAGAAAGAACUAUGAAGCAUAUCACAUUUUGGCAUAUUUUGUAGGGUAGAAAGUCGAUGGGAGAAGAGAAUUGCGAAAGAAUUUUGUAACUCCUUUUUGAGAUUAUUCUAAGGCUAAGCUGUGAGUUUUGUCAAGCUGCCAGUAGAGGGCCAGAGAAUUUUAUGCCAAGUUUUUGGUAGAAAGAGGCAAACGAUUGAAUUGUCUUCGAGAGAUUCAAUUGAAGAAAAAAAAAAAAAAAUGUUCAAGACAAA
This is a messenger RNA of Pseudomyrmex gracilis, 3981 nucleotides long. It is a transcript of the gene bif, whose product is annotated as protein zds1. NCBI's taxonomy places the organism in Eukaryota, Metazoa, Arthropoda, Insecta, Hymenoptera, Formicidae. Bases 70 to 3090 code for a protein of 1006 amino acids. The record is from RefSeq and is a predicted model, not a curated record. Gene Ontology annotation, cellular component: rough endoplasmic reticulum membrane; nuclear membrane. The transcript is spliced from 4 exons. Gene Ontology annotation, biological process: neuronal signal transduction; chemotaxis. Gene Ontology annotation, molecular function: microtubule binding.